Ramularia collo-cygni is the source of this 2112-nucleotide messenger RNA. Its product is annotated as related to fatty acid elongation protein. The transcript is spliced from 3 exons. Lineage: Eukaryota; Fungi; Ascomycota; Dothideomycetes; Mycosphaerellales; Mycosphaerellaceae. The coding region runs from base 1 to 2112 and encodes 703 amino acids. The record is from RefSeq and is a predicted model, not a curated record. Gene Ontology annotation, biological process: sphingolipid biosynthetic process; fatty acid elongation, saturated fatty acid; very long-chain fatty acid biosynthetic process. Gene Ontology annotation, molecular function: fatty acid elongase activity. Gene Ontology annotation, cellular component: endoplasmic reticulum membrane.
AUGGACUGGAAAUUGAGCAGCGGAGAUGUCGGACCGCAUGUGCACCUCACCACGCCGCCUUCCUUCUCCUUUGGUUGGCCACUGACGCGUCCCAAUGCGCUGCCGCCGCCCAUCGGUGAGCGCACAUUCCGCUCGCCAUUCGGCAUCGACAAGGACCUGUUCAACGCUGCACUACAUCCUGCAGUUCCCAUUACCAUUGCGAGCAUAUACGUCGUCAGCGUUCUCUACCUCAACGCCUACAAUGAGCGUCGCGACCACAAGCCAUGGGCCAUAUCCAGGUCACCGCUGUUCAAGCGCUUCGUCGUUGCCCACAAUGCUUUGCUUACAAUUUACUCCGCCGCUACCUUUUUCGCCAUGCUUCGCGCCGCUAUCCAGGUAUGGCCCGAAGCCGGUAGCAACACAGGCCUAGCCGGAGUCGCCGAUGCCUUUUGCAAGAUUCACGGUCCGCGAGGACUUGGUGACGCUGCUACGUACAAUGCAACAGUCAACAUCUGGGAGGUGAAGAACACUGCUAUCAAGCUGGGGUAUGAUGGUAACCCAGACCCCAUGGAUGUGGGCCGCCUGUGGAAUGAGGGUUUGGCCUUCUGGGGCUGGAUGUUCUACGUCAGCAAGUUCUACGAGGUCUUGGACACUUUGAUCAUUCUUUCCAAGGGCAAGCGCAGCGCGACUCUGCAGACAUAUCAUCAUGCUGGAGCCAUGCUGUGCAUGUGGGCUGGCAUUCGCUACAUGAGUCCCCCCAUCUGGAUGUUUGUAUUCGUCAAUUCGUUCAUUCACGGUUUGAUGUACACUUACUUCACGAUAAGUGCUGUUGGAAUUCGCGUUCCAACCCCUCUCAAGCGACUUCUAACCACGAUGCAAAUCGCCCAAUUCAUCUGGGGAGCCUCCUACGCCGCCGCUCAUCUCUUCAUCAAAUAUGAUGUGCCAAUCGCCACACCGUACCAGGUAGCCUCUGUCGUAAAAGCCGCGGUAUCCAGUGUCAGCUCUGCUGCUUCUGCGGCCUCCUCGACGGCGUCCAAAGUGAUCGAAUCGCCAGCUGCUUCUGGAACGCUGCUCGCUCUCGCCAAGAAGAUCAUCUUGCGGGCCAUCGGAGAAGAGGGCAUUGCAGAGCACGUAACGAACAAACAGGGCGAGCCACUCAACGAGAUCAUUCAUGAACAGAUCCAGGCGUUUAAUGAGCGUACGGAGCCUUCGUAUGAGACAAAGUGGCGUACAGAAUUGACCAAAGUCAACUGCAUUGAUACUUCGGGCGAAGCUUUUGCCAUCUACCUAAACCUUUUCUACCUUGCACCCCUAACCUGGCUCUUUGGACGAUUCUUUGUCCGCGCGUACACCAACUAUGGUAAGCCUCGCAACAUCAGACAAGCUGCUAAGCAGACACGGGAUUCUGGCAAAGAAGCGAAGAUUAAGACCGAGGAAAAGAUUGAACAGACCGGCCGAAGAGCGGAGGACAAGAUCUCCAAGCUCGAAGAUGAGAUUCUCCGCAAAGACAUGAAGGCGUUGAAAGAUGGCACGCUAAAGGAGGCGAGGUCUGUCCAGCAGAAGGCUGGCGAACUAUCGGAGAAGGCUCAGACGAAGGCCAAAGAUCUUUCGCAGAAGGCGCAAAAGAAGACGCAAGAUCUGUCAGAGAAGUCCAAGAAGUCGAUCAACAACGGAGCCGAGAGCCUGAAAGAGAAGUCGCAAGAGCUGGCAGAUGCGUCUAUGAUCAAGUCUGAGUCCAGMGAUGCGAGCGAGUCUGCCCAAACGCAGGAGAAGGUUCUAGCAGACUCACAAGCUGCACGGCCAGGUUUCAAAGCAGAAGAAGACUUGAAUGCGAGCGCGCUCACUUCUGGUUCUGAUCCUGCAACCGAGUCUGCUUCCAAGCAAGACGACAUCAUGCAGGCCAGUCAAGAUCUGCGACCAGGCGUCAAGGCUGAGUAUAGCAUGACAGAGUCUAGCGACUCCAUCCCCUGGUUCCCGCGUAAAGAAGACGAGGACACGGACGCUAUGGGCAAAUCUGGAGCCAUUGUGGACUUCACAGCGGAGAAGGCCGCGGAUGUAGUGGCAAAAGCGAGGGACGCUGGAGAGGAUGUCCAGCAAGCCGUGGAGGAAUCUGUCAAGCAAGCUGAACGCUGA